Molecule: messenger RNA, 1374 nt
Organism: Schizophyllum commune H4-8
Lineage: Eukaryota; Fungi; Basidiomycota; Agaricomycetes; Agaricales; Schizophyllaceae
Product: 26S proteasome regulatory complex ATPase RPT6
Exons: 6
Coding region: 30-1235 (401 amino acids)
Biological process (GO): proteasome-mediated ubiquitin-dependent protein catabolic process
Cellular component (GO): proteasome regulatory particle, base subcomplex
Molecular function (GO): ATP binding; proteasome-activating activity; ATP hydrolysis activity
Source: RefSeq, a predicted model, not a curated record
ACUCUUCACCUUUGCUCUCAACCCUCACCAUGCCAGUCGCCGUACGCCCACAAACCGCCCCCGGCGGCAUCAAGGCCUAUUAUCAGGCCAAGAUCGAAGCCGCCGAGCUCUUGAUAAACCAGAAGACGCAGAACUUGCGCCGUCUGGAAGCCCAACGAAAUGCGCUGAACGCGCGUGUUCGGCUCCUCAGGGAAGAGCUUCAGCUACUACAUGAGCCAGGAAGCUACGUCGGCGAGGUCGUGAAGGUUAUGGGCAAGACUAAGGUCUUGGUGAAGGUGCAACCGGAGGGGAAGUACAUCGUCGACGUUGACAGCGACAUCGAUGUCAACACGCUCACCCCCUCUCUGCGCGUCGCCCUCCGCUCCGACUCGUACACCAUCCACAAGAUCUUGCCCAACAAGGUCGACCCGCUCGUCUCGCUCAUGAUGGUCGAGAAGGUCCCCGAAUCGACAUACGAGAUGGUCGGCGGUCUCGACAAGCAGAUCAAGGAGAUCAAGGAAGUCAUUGAGCUGCCCGUCAAGCACCCCGAGCUCUUCGAGUCCCUUGGUAUCGCUCAGCCAAAGGGCGUCCUGCUGUACGGCCCACCCGGAACUGGAAAGACCCUCCUCGCGCGCGCGGUCGCGCAUCACACAGACUGCCGCUUCAUCCGUGUCAGUGGUAGCGAGCUCGUGCAGAAGUACAUUGGUGAGGGUUCGCGCAUGGUGCGCGAGCUGUUCGUCAUGGCGCGGGAACACGCACCCAGUAUCAUCUUCAUGGACGAGAUCGACUCUAUCGGCAGCUCGCGUGGUGAGGGUGGUGGAGGCGGUGGCGACUCUGAGGUCCAGCGUACCAUGUUGGAGUUGCUGAACCAGCUUGAUGGCUUCGAGUCGACGAAGAACAUCAAGGUCAUCAUGGCCACAAAUCGGAUAGAUAUCCUUGACUCUGCUCUUUUGCGACCCGGACGUAUCGACCGUAAGAUCGAGUUCCCACCACCAGGGCCAGAGGCUCGUGUCGCCAUUCUUCGCAUUCACUCUCGCAAGAUGUCCCUCCAACGAGGCAUCAACCUCCGGUCACUCGCCGAGAAGAUGGGACAAUGCUCUGGCGCUGAAGUGCGCGGUAUCUGCACGGAAGCUGGUAUGUACGCGCUGCGCGAGCGCAGACAACACGUCACACAGGAGGACUUCGAGUUUGCGGUGGCGAAGGUCCUGAAGAAGAACCAAGAGGGCAACACGUCCGUCAACAAGCUGUUCAACUGAGCUGCUUGUCCGACUUACUUUGCUAUCGCAUUCAUCACCGCAUUUCUGUAUUCAUAUCCCCUUCUUUCUGUAUCCAACACUGCAUUUCAUGUCUUGCUGGAGCCGGAAGAUUUCUUUCUGUUCAUCUGUUUCGAACCUG